AUGACUUUGAGCUCCAUCCUCAUCUGGACUCUCCUCUGCUGCUGCUUGACAGAGUCCAGAGGCCAGGUCACAGUGACUCAGCCUGGAGCAGUGAGGGCUGCUCCGGGAGCCUCCGUCACCAUCACAUGUAAAACCAGCCAGGAUGUUUAUGUUUGGAACAGCAAACACAUUUUAGCCUGGCACCAACAGAAAGAUGGAGAAACUCCUGAACUCCUCAUUUACUAUGCUAAUGCUCGAGCAUCAGGGAUUCCAGAUCGUUUUACAGGCAGUGGAUCAGGGAGUGACUUCACUCUGACCAUCAGUGGAGUCCAGGCUGAAGAUGCAGCAGUUUACUACUGUCAGAGUCAACAUUAUAUCAACAGUCAGUAUCUGUUCACACAGAGCGACAACAUCAUCUUCUCAGUGGAUGACGAGAGAAUCCCUCGCUUUGUGGAAGAACCUGUGAGAAGGCUGGGCGGGCUUUACACAGCUGACCUCUCUGAAAAGAACAUGGCCUCAGCUGUUUCAAUCCAACUCAUGGACGGCCUGCACAAGAUCGACCAAUGCUUCCUGUCAGGGAAAUUCAAGCUGGGAGCCUCCGUCUCCAUCACAUGUAAAACCAGCCAGGAUGUUUAUGCUGGGAGCUGUUUACACUGGUACCAAAUGAAAGAUGGAAAAUCUCCUAAACUCCUUAUUUACUAUGCUGAUAGUCGAGAAUCAGGGAUUCCAGAUCGUUUUACAGGCAGUGGAUCAGGGAGUGACUUCACUCUGACCAUCAGUGGAGUCCAGGCUGAAGAUGCAGCAGUUUACUACUGUCAGAGUUACCACAGUGGUGAUGUG
Myripristis murdjan (pinecone soldierfish) is the source of this 819-nucleotide messenger RNA. RefSeq lists its product as uncharacterized. NCBI's taxonomy places the organism in Eukaryota, Metazoa, Chordata, Actinopteri, Holocentriformes, Holocentridae. The annotation marks the transcript as partial. The transcript is spliced from 4 exons. The record is from RefSeq and is a predicted model, not a curated record.